Messenger RNA from Plasmodium inui San Antonio 1, 2232 nucleotides. RefSeq lists its product as hypothetical. Gene Ontology annotation, molecular function: catalytic activity. Bases 1 to 2232 code for a protein of 743 amino acids. The record is from RefSeq and is a predicted model, not a curated record. NCBI's taxonomy places the organism in Eukaryota, Apicomplexa, Aconoidasida, Haemosporida, Plasmodiidae. The transcript has a single exon.
AUGAGGGAUGUGGAUGGAAAGGCGGUCGGGGAGAAGGCGACUAGAAUGAACGAUGUGGGUGGGAAGGCGGUUGAGGAGAAGGCGACUAGAAUGAGGGAUGUGGAUGGGAAGGCGGUUGAGGAGAAGGCGACUAGAAUGAAGGAUGUGGAUGGGAAGGCGGUUGAGGAGAAGGCGAUCGGGGAGAAGGUGACUAGGAUGAGGGGUGUGGGUGAGAAGUCGGUUGUAGAGAAGGGAGUUGCAGGGAAAGCGGCUGGGACGGAAGCAGUUGGAAGUACAACACCCGCCAGUUCCCUCCCUGUUACGUCUCUCCGUGCAACUGCUUCUCGCCCUACAACUGCUGCUGUCGAAGCCACGGCUACCCCCCCCCAGAAUACCUCACUGAAGGCGCAACGCGAUUCGAAAGGCAGCGUAUCUAAAACGAUCAAGAAGAAGCUCAACCGGAAGGUCAAGGGAGGAACAGAGGACGACGAUACAGAGGAGAAAAAAGGAAAGAACAAAGAACUAAUUGACAUCGAAAAGUUAGUGGAAGAUAACGUAGAACAAUUAAACCUGAACGAGAAGGAAAAGGAUAUCAUGAAGGAAAAGUGGAAAUACAUUUUAAAAAAAAACAAAGAAAAGUAUGGAAAAGUGUCUGAUGGAAAUAAAAUAAAAAUCUUCAAUUAUGGACAUACAGCUUUUAGGGACAUACUUCAAUCCAUAGAUAAGAGCAAAAAGAGGGUCUGGUUUGAAACGUAUACAAUUGACAACUCAGAAUUGGCAAGGGAGGUGGUAGAGAGUCUAUGUAAUGCGGGGAAGAGGGGAUGCGACGUCAUUCUUCUGAUGGAUUAUAUAGGAAGUUCGGAGUUUAAAAGUGAAUGGGUGAAAAAACUCAGGGAGAGUAACGUACAUGUGAUUGUCUUUAACACACUUUUGCAUUCAUUCCUGAAUUUGUGGCCCAUUGUUUUUCGGGACCAUCGGAAGAUCAUAAUAUUGGAUGACACUGCGUACUGUGGGUCGAUGAAUGUGUACGAGCACGUCGUCCCGGACGGGGUGGGCUGGAAGAGCGGCGAGGCGGAAGCGGACAGGGAAGCGACAGCGGGGGACGAGGCAGACCGGGACGCGUCCAAGUGGGAGGUAAUCGUGCCGAACCAGUGCGAGCAGCCACUCUCAAGUGAGAAGCAUCCUGAAGCAAGCGAAAAAGAAUGCAAAAACAAAUGCCUUCAGUUCUAUGACUUACACAUAAGGGUGAAAGGGCCCGCAGUGAAAGAUCUAGCGGACGUUUUUAUCGACUCACUUAAGAUGACCAAAACGACCAUCACGAGGGAACCAAUCGAAGAACAGAAACGAUAUGUGGACGAAGAGGGCAACUCUUCCUACGUGCAAGUCCUAGAAUCGAAUGUGCUGAGGAACGUUCGAUCAAUUCAGUCCACCUUUCAGAGAGUUAUUAGAAAGGGAGCGACGAAAAAUAUAUAUAUAACGACUGCUUAUUUUAUCCCCCCCGGUUUUCUGAGGAGAGCUCUCUUUUCUGCCCUGAACAACGGGGUCGAUAUUUCGUUUCUCCUUUCUGGAAACUCGGAUCUCUUGCUCGAUAUGCCCUCCACGUAUCACGUCGUGAAGAAGUUUCUGCGGAAGUAUCAGGAUGGCGGCGAGAGUAGUGGCAUCCGUGACAAGGGCAAAGAAAUUGACGAAAGCGACGACGACGAAGGGGAGGGGAGCCACAGCAAUGACGGGAGCGGCAAACCCUCGCAGGGAAAAGCAGGCCGCUGCGUGCACGGUCUGCGCAAGCGAGCGGAGUCCACACUAGGAAAGCACUUCUUCAAGAGGCCAAAAAAGGGAAAAAGCGAUUUCUAUUUCCUUCAGAACAAGCACUGUCAUGCAAAAAAUCUUAUGGUAGACAAUCUGUGGUGUACCGUGGGUUCAUACAAUUGGGAUCGAUUAUCCUCGAGGCGUAACUUAGAAGUGGUGGUUUCCAUUUUUGAUAAAAAAAUCUGUGACCAGUUUGUGCAAGAGCAUAAGAGUAAAAUAAAAAACCAUUCAAGACAAGUGACCCUAGAGGAGCUCCUCAAUCGAAGCUUGUAUCAGCGAUUCAUCAGCUACUACGCUUACCAAAUGACGAGAUGGUUCGGAAAAAACAUUUUGGACGGUCUCUCCAAUGAGAGCAAUAAGAAUCUUUUGCGCAAGGCCAUUUUGAACAAAUACAUGUCAGACAAGUGCAUGGAGAAUGUCUCCCUCAGCAUGAUGUGGGGCGCGUAG